Messenger RNA from Puma concolor (puma), 5234 nucleotides. The record is from RefSeq and is a predicted model, not a curated record. Lineage: Eukaryota; Metazoa; Chordata; Mammalia; Carnivora; Felidae.
GUGCGAGGCGUGAGGUGGAGAUGGGGGCGGAGGGAGCCGGAGCUGUCACAGGCCCCGGGUCCGCCUGACCGAGCCAAGUAGGGUGUCAUGGCCGCGGGGGGCAGCGGCUGCACUUCCUCUGCGGGCGGCGGUGGCGGCGGCGGCCGGGGAGUUAAUCCUCGACGUUCGGGUCCCGUUUCCCUCUGUGCGGCGGCCGGCGGGACCAUAAGGGCUUAACUCAUAUAUUUAACCCCCCUCCAAAAAGGUUUGAAAGUAUUCUUGAAGGGCUGUUUGGACCUGCAUUAUUAAAAGAUCUCAGUUUAUAUAAAGACUGUGAACCUGAAAGCAUUUCUGAUUGGACUUUUGAUGAAAACUGUCUAUUCUGUUGCUUAAGAAGAGAUAAAGUAAAGGGACACUUAGUCGGUCUGGAUGAACCAGCUUCGGGAGCUGGGCAAGAAGCUCUGCUUAAACAAGAGCAAGCAAAAAUCAUUCGAUUCGAGAGACAAGCAGAAGAGUUCCUCAAUGCAGUCUUUUAUAGAAAAGACAGUCCCUGGGUCUCCGACCCCAAUAUUCCCCUAGUGGCCCGUGAGAUCAUGCAGCGAAUGAUCCAACAAUUUGCUGCUGAAUAUACCUCAAAAAAUAGCUCUACUCAGGACCCCAGCCAGCCCAAUAGCACAAAGAACCAAAGCCUGCCGAAAGCAUCUCCAGUCACCACCUCUCCCACGGCUGCAACUACUCAGAACCCUGUGCUCAGCAAACUUCUCAUGGCUGACCAAGACUCACCUCUGGACCUUACUGUCAGAAAGUCUCAGUCAGAACCUAGCGAACAAGACGGUGUACUUGAUCUGUCCACUAAGAAAAGUCCAUGUGCUGGCAGCACUUCCCUGAGCCAUUCUCCAGGCUGCUCCAGUGCUCAAGGGAACGGUGAGAAUUCAACAGAGGCUCUAGCAGUAGAUUCUAACAAUCAGUCGAAGUCCCCGCUGGAGAAGUUUAUGGUCAAACUGUGCACUCAUCAUCAGAAGCAGUUCAUUCGUGUUCUGAACGAUCUGUACACUGAAUCCCAGCCAGGCCCCGAGGACCUGCACCCUGAUUCUGGAGCAAUGGACGCAUCCACUUGCAGUGCCGGCUGUGCCCAACUAGGCACCAAACAUAAGGAAAAGGAUGCUGUGUGUCUCGAUAGGAAGUCUCCUACUUCUGUAGAUUUGUUUGUAGACUCAUCGGACUCUCACAGCCCUCUACGCGUGACAGAACAGGCCCUGAAGGAGCCUCCUCCUGAGAUAAAGUCUGUAGAUGGGAGAGAGAAUGCCUUGGCUGUUACCCAGAAAGUUUCCUCUGAACUUCCAACCACUAAACCUAAUUCUGGUAGUUCAAUGGAUAGUUCCACUCUGGGAUACCUCACUGCAUCUAAUUCUUCCUCAUUAAACUUCCACCACAUCUCUAAGAGCUUGGAGGGGCAAACCACUGGACAGGAGCAAGACACAAAUGUGAAAAUUCGCGAGGAUGGUAAAGACCAUAUGCAGAGCUCAGCUUUAGUAGAAAGUCUAAUUGCAGUAAAAGGGGCAGCUGAGAAUAGUGAGGAGAGCAACAGCUGUAUUAUUUCUCAGAGAAAUUCAUUCAAAGCUUUAUCAGAAGAGGCUUGGGACUCAGGGUUUACGGGGAAUUCACCUAGAACUGCUGACAAAGAGAACGCUUUACUGUGUAGCUCAAAAACACCUUUGCGCCAGGAGUUAGAGUCCAGUGAACAAGAUUCAAGGCCAAAGCAAGAGAACCAUCUUCACUCACUAGGAAGAAAUAAGGUGAGUUAUCAUUUACAUCCCAGUGAUAAGGGCCAGUUUGAUCAUUCCAAAGAUGGUUGGUUAGCCCCCAGCCCUAUGCCAGCUGUACACAAAGCAUCUAAUGGACAUUCACGAACCAAGAUGAUCUCAACCUCCAUUAAGACAGCUCGGAAAAGUAAAAGGGCAUCAGGGUUGAGGAUAAACGAUUAUGAUAACCAGUGUGAUGUCGUUUAUAUUAGUCAGCCAAUAACAGAAUGCCACUUUGAGAAUCAAAGAUCAAUAUUAUCCUCUCGGAAAACAGCCAGAAAGAGUACUCGGGGAUACUUUUUCAAUGGUGAUUGUUGUGAGCUGCCAACUGUUCGCACACUGGCCAGAAAUUUACACUCCCAAGAAAAAGCGAGCUGUUCAACCCUGGAGCCGGAGGCAGUGGUCACUCCCAAGCAGACCCUUACACUUUCAGCCCCUGGACCCGCCGUGGAUGUGCAGCAUCCCAGAGACGAUGACCACGAAGAACCUAGUAAAGAAAUCAUCUCCCUUAAGGAAGGAGACAGAGAUGCUUCCUCAGAAAAGGAAUCUCAAGAGCCUGAGGUUUGCCCCGUGACAAAUAAACCAAAUCCGAGCAGCUCUCCUAGGUCAAAGGAAACAACAGCCUCCAGCCUGGUGUCACCUCUCCCUGUUCACCUUCCCAAAGAGGACACGCCAGAAGGCAGCUCCAUGGUCUCAACUCCCACAGCAAGUGGGAUAGCUUCCCCUGAACGAGACCAGCAGCCAGUCGAACUGCUGGAAAUCAAGGAGGGGACUGUCACCCAAGACUGUCACCUGGUUUCCUCUAUUGAGAGCACUUCUGAGGGAGGCAAUGAAGAUGUUGUUUCCGGACCUCAUUCUUCUCCUGAAACAGUCCAUAGAGAGGAAGGUCCUCCUUGCUCAGAAAGUCAGAGUCCUCCAGUGGGCUUGGAGCCUCCUCUGAGCCUGGGAAAAGCUGAAGACAACCAAAGCAUCAGUACUGAGGCUGAGACUGAAGACACUCAGGAGCUAGAUACUGACCCACUCUUGAAGGAAAGCAGCACUUUUACUAAUGAAAACCCCAACGAAAUUGAGGAAAGUGAGACAGCAGGUGGUACAGGAAAAUUAGAGGGACAGGGCAGUAACGUAAAACAUUCUUCAGAAAGAGAUAUGUGUGAUCAAAACAUUGACUCACCCGAAGAGAAUCUGGACAAGAAGAAAAAAGUUAAAAAACUCCCUGAGGCCUCUGACAGGUGCCUAAGAAGUCAGCUUUCUGAUCCCUCUUCUGCUGAUAGGUGCCUAAGAAGUCAAAGUUCAGAUUCUUCCUCUGCUAGUCCUGAGAUCAAGGUUUCCAAAAAUCCUGUUAUGAAACGUUCUAAAAAGGAAGCGUGCCCUGGUGAGACAACACCUGAGAGUCUUCUGGCUGAUGGUUUCCAUACAAAAGCUUUGGAGGACACUGAAAACCCAGAGGUCCAUGAAAAGCCCUCUGAGAAAGAUGCCGAACAGGAGGGCAAAGAAGGUGGGAUCAUCACCAGGCAGACUUUUAAAAACAUGCUGGCUAAAGAGGUCAAAGGGGAAGAAGGAGGUAUUUUCCCCCGUGGUGAUCCCAUAACCACAGUAGGCCAGACCUUGCCUGGAGAAAGACUGGAAAUCUAUGUUCAGUCUAAGUUAGGUGAGAAAAAUGCUCGUGCUCCCUCAGAAAAUAUUCCACGUACUUUCCCAGAACAAUCAAAAGAGAAGCCAGAACCAAUUCCUGCACACGAUACGGAGGAGGUUGUGAAUGAGGUUGGCAGUGCAAACACCCAGCAUAAAGGUGACCAGAGUGAUGUGCCAUCCAGUGCAUGUGGCUUGUCAAAUAGUGGAAGUGGUGAUGCGGCCGGGCCCCCACAGUGCGUCCCGAGGCUUACAAGACUGACCUCUUCAACUUACAACCUAAGACAUACUCAUUCUCUGGACUCCUUGGACACUGCAAAAGUGACUUCAGAAAAGGAAGCAACACAGGGAAACCCAAUGCCAAAGGAAAAGGAAGCUUCCGAGAGUGGAGAUCCCUUACAUGAGGAUGAUGUGGACGCAGUGGUAGAUGACCAGCCAAAGUUUGUGGAAUGGUGUGCAGAGGAAGAGAACCAAGAGCUUAUUGCCAGCUUCAAUGCCCAGUACAUGAGAGUCCAGAAAGGUUGGAUCCAGUUGGAAAAGGAAGCCCAGCCAACGCCAAGAUCAAGGAACAAGUCAGAUAAACUAAAGGAGAUUUGGAAAAGCAAAAAAAGGUCACGGAAAUGUAGGGGUUCGUUGGAGGUUCAAAAGUUUUCUCCUGUUCAGAUGCUGUUUAUGACAAACUUUAAGUUAUCUAAUGUUUGCAAAUGGUUCUUAGAGACAACUGAAACCCGGUCUCUGGUUAUCGUGAAGAAGCUCAACACUCGUCUUCCAGGAGACAUCCCCCCUGUCAAGCAUCCUCUUCAGAAAUACUCUCCUUCCAGCCUGUACCCCAGUUCACUACAGGCUGAACGCUUGAAAAAACACUUGAAGAAAUUUCCUGGAGCUACUCCUGCUAGAAACAAUUGGAAAACACAGAAGCUCUGGGCUAAGUUUCGAGAGAAUCCUGACCAAGUGGAGCCAGAGGAUGGCAGUGAUGUCAGCCUCAGCCCCAAUUCUGAAGACACUGUAGAGGAAGUCAAGGAAGGUAGAAAUAGCCAUCCUCCCACAAAUUCACCUACCCCAGCCAGUACUCGGAUCCUCAGAAAAUACUCCAAUAUUCGAGGAAAGCUCAGAGCCCAGCAAUGUUUGAUCAAGAACGAGAAAAUGGAGAGCCCAUUUGGACAGGCUGUGGAGAGUAAACAGAGUUGUAAGAGUGUAUGCAUCAACCCUCUGAUGUCCCCCAAGCUUGCCCUGCAAGUGGAUGCAGAUGGGUUUCCCAUUAAGCCCAAGAGUACUGAUGGAAUGAAGGGAAGGAAGGGGAAGCAGAUGUCUGAAAUCUUGCCGAAAGCCGAAGUGCAGAAUAAACGCAAGAGGACAGAAAGUGGCACCGCUCAGGACAGGAAGGACAAGGGACCUGCGGUCAAAGCCAGCAAAGAAAAGCAUAGUGAUGGAUCCACCAAAACCCCUGCUGCCAAGAAGCCAGCUGCAAGGGACAGAAUCAGCCAACUGCCCAAAAAGACAUCCUUGAAAGAGAAUAAAGUGAAGAUCCCCAAAAAGUCCCCUGGGAAGAACUGCCCUCCCUCCAGGAGGGAAAAAGAAAAUACAAACAAAAGACCCGCUCAGCCAGCCGCCUCAGACACAGUGACGAAACCUGCAAAGCAAAAGGGGGCAGGGGAAUCCUCUUCAAGGCCACAGAAAGCCACCAACAGGAAGCAAAGCAGUGGAAAGGCUCGGGCCAGACCCUUGACAAAAACCCCAGAGAGCAGUGCGGCCCAGAGAAAGCGAAAGCUGAAGGCAAAGCUGGACUCUUCCCAUGGCAAACGGAGACGGCUGGACGCAAAGUGA